CGCGCUGCUGUGGCCGAUGCGUCUGACGGAGCGGGGCACCACACGUCGGUCCAGGCUCACUGCUGCUGCUGGUCGGACUUUAACGUCUCACCACGUGAAUCCUCUUCGUUUGUUUCCUUCUGGAUCAAUAAUCGGCCAUUGAUCUCGCGUCGGUUGCUGUUGGUAUGCGUCCACAUCGGUGUGUGUGAGAUCGCAGCAUGGAGUCAGUCCGGGCAGAGAUGUGGGACCCCCGCCCCCCAUCUAAACAUGCCUCGCCCCUCUCCCAGCCAGCGCCCUCCUACUCGCGCCUCGCCACAGUGACCACAGCCACCCCGGCCAAGCGGAUCACCUUCUAUAAAAGCGGCGACAGCCAGUUCGGGGGCAUCAGGAUGGCGGUCCACAAGCGCAGCUUCAAAUGCUUCGACGCCCUGCUGGACGACCUUUCCCAAAAGGUGCCCCUGCCAUUUGGCGUGCGCACCGUGACCACUCCCCGUGGCACCCACGCCAUCAAACACCUGGAGCAGCUCCAGGAUGGCGGCUGCUACCUCUGCUCUGACCGGCGGCAGGCUAAGCCAGUCAACAUGGAGAUAGCCGGCAAACGGCAGAACAUGUGGUACCAUCACAGCCACAAGCCCCAUCGGCCUGAAACCCUGUCUGCAACACCGCCCGGCCACACGCCUUACAGGCAGCGACGGAUCCUGCUGGUAAAGAACAGCGAGCCGGGGAUGAGGAGGAGCGUGGUGCUCAGCAGGAGGUCAGCCAGGAGCCUGAGGGCCUUUCUUGAUGAGGUGUCCGAGGUGAUGCAGUUUCAUGUCCGCAAACUCUACACUGCAGAGGGACGCAGGAUUGACAGCGUGCAAAGCCUGAUGACUUGUCCCGGCGUGUUGGUGUGUGUCGGCCGGGAGGCCUUCAGUCCAAUGCUGAUACAGUUUAUCAGGAAGAGCUCAGAGGAGAAACUGCCUUGUCUGGGCACCAAGUCACCUAGUCUUGGCCCCAGGACGCCUGGAAACGGGGCUCGAUCCCCUGCUACUCAAGGUGGAAGAUCCCCACCUCAUGGAGCUCAGUCCAGAGCCAGUCAGUACAGUGAAGGGCAUGAAAGCAAGAAAAACGUUAACUUUGGUUUGGAAACCAAAAAGAGCAUCAUCCACCCUCGCUCGGACUCCUCAACCCGCUCCGCCCGGUUCUCCUUGUCCUCAGAGAAGUCCUACAGCAACGGCGUCAGCGCCUAUUCCCAGGCCAGACCGGAUGUUUCCAACGAAGACAUUGAAAAGCGGGUCUUGGUCAACAAAGACGGCAGCCUCUCAGUGGAGAUGAGGGUGCGUUUCCGCCUCCAGAAUGACGAGACCCUCCAGUGGUCCACGCAAAUUAAGAGAUCCCCAUCUCUGACCAAUGAAUGCUGUCCAUUGGGCCAGGCCCCGCCCCAUUACCUGCAGCAGGCUCAGUCAGAGAGCUGCUCCGACCCUGAUUCCACAUCCUUCGACCCAGAGGGCGUGGAGGCCCUGCAGCAGGUUUCGGAUGGGAGCCACUGCCCCUGCUGCCACCAGAGACAGGAACAGCAGUACGACUUGUGGGAAAACCCAGCACACAGCCACCAACGCCAUCCUGUCCCUCCCCAGCAUACAUCCAGGCAAACCCACACUGUGCUGAGGCAGACGCACUCCUCGAGCUCCUCCUCGUCAGGUAACUCCAGGAGGGUGGUGCGGUGUCGAGCGCGACUCUCCAGUUGCGGAGGAGGCUCGGGUUCAGAGCAGAGCCAACUGGUCCAAGAGGAGAUGUGUGUCACUGAGCAGGUUGAGCGUAGAGUUAAGGUGGAGCAGGACGGAGACACCCGUGUGGAGGUGUGCAGAGUAAGCCGGUGCUGCAGCCGCAGUGAGGUAGUUUCCCGCAAGUCAGUCGAGGAUGAGCUGAUGGUGGACGAAGGGGGCGAACGUCCACUGUCUGCAGUCAGCAGCUCCUCUCGUGUCCUGCAGUCACUGAAAGAGGACCAGGACGAUGACUUGCCACCAAGCGCCUCACAAUGCAGUCAUCGCAAUGAACCGUCCCCAUCCCAAACAUCUGAGAUUCACCAGGAUGACAAACCAGCAAGUAACAUGUCUGCAGGUUCUGGGUGCUCUACAGAACACGCCAAGCAAAAGGGCAGGGAAGAGACAGGAAGCAGGGCAGUGUCGGCAGCCUCUUCCUGUCACUGCGGAGCGGCCACCCCACACUCAGCAGCCGGAGCAGAGGAGGUGGACGGAGCUGCCAGCUCCAGAAUGAGCAGAGCCUCCUGCCGGUCCAGCAAAGCCAAGAUCCCAGCCUCAGAGGAAGAGGGAGCUGCAGAUGAUGAGGAUGAAGAGAUAAGGAGGGUUGUGAGUGGCCUGUCUGGUUGCACAGGACUGUCAGGAGGCUCCAGUGCAUCCAGUGUGUGUCAUAACUGUGGAGGCUGCAAACGUGGGGUCAGCUCUGUUUCCAGUAGUAGAGCAUCACAGAGGUCCCAACAUCCCCCCCGAGCCUCUCCAAAGCCUGACACCCCUCUCUUCACCCAAGAGAACGCCAGUAAUGGCAGCGAUGACGACGGCUCGGAUGGGUCAGCCGAGUCAACACAAUCCAACAAGACCAACCUCACUGCCCAUGGCCGCAUUUCUGCGAUGUCAAACGUCCAGGAGGGCAGAGCAUCGAGCUCUAUGUCUGGGGCAUCAGAUCUUGAGGCGGUGGGAAAAGAAGAAGAGAGGGCUCCUAGCGCGGCCUCAGCCGUAAGUCACAAGUCCAGUAGAUCACACAAGUCUGGCUGUAGUGGAAUCGAGCAAAAAGAGGAGGAGAGAAGCCCCAGUGCCACGUCGGCCAAGUCUCACAAAUCCACCUGCGGCUGCACAGGUGAGGCGAGAGAGGAAGCAGAGGGAGAUGAUGCUGUGGAGAGAGCACUGAGCUCUUUGUCAGCCAAAUCUGGUGCUUCUUCCAAGACCAAUGCCUCAGUCAAGUUAGGUAUUAAGGUCGCCACACCAACUGACGACACAGCUGUGGAAGAGGAUGAGACGGACAAAAGAGCUCCCAGCGCGCUCUCUGUUAAGUCCUGCAAGUCAAAAAGGCCUGAUAGUGCCAUGUCGGCUAAAUCCGCUAAGUCAGCUAAAUCAAAUGUGUCAGCAAAGUCCGGCACAUCUCAGACGUCCACCUGCAGUCAUUGUGUAAAAGCAGUUUCUCCAGAUGCUAAUGCAGCUGAUGAGGCUGUCGCGGAGACAACAGGACAGGAAGAGGCAGUGGAGGUGGAGGAGAGAGCAGCGAGUGCCCUGUCAGCCAAGUCCCAUCUGUCUGCCAAGUCCAAUAAAUCCAGUAAGUCCAGCAAAGCUUCAGAGAGGUCACCCUCUCCCCGACCAGAACCCGGAGGAGAUCUAGAGAAAAGGGCAACAAGUCAAAUGUCUAGCAGGUCAGUUAAAUCUAACGCGUCCGCUAAGUCUUCAAAGUCAUGCAAUGAGACUGCAGCCUCACCAAGCUUAAAGGUAGCUGAGGAGAAAGAGAGUGAGGGAAAUGAAGAGAGGGCCGCCAGUGCAGCGUCUUCUAAAUCUCAUAAAUCUGACUGUAAUGAGAACGCAGGAGCAAGUUCUGAAACAGGGGACAAUAGAGACGACGGGGACGAAAAUUUCUCUCCAGCCCAAGAACCAACAGCGACAGCGGUGGAGGACAGAACCCCCAGUGCCAUGUCGGGGAAAUCGCACAUGUCUGCCAGGUCCUCCAAGUCCCACAAGUCAAACCGAACCACAGCGUCUCCAAGUCCAAAUGAAGCCGAUGGUCCCUCUGUUGAGACAAAUGAGGGAGAGCAGGAAAAUGUAGAGCGAGGUGCGAGUGCCUUGUCUGUAAAGUCAAAAUCUUCCCACAGGUCAAAUGCCAGCAAGAAAUCUGGGUCAUCAAAUCCAAAUAUUGUCACCAUUAACAUAACAGAAGGAGCUGACAAGGAAGGAAAUGAUGCAACGGAGAGAGCGCCGAGCGCCGCGUCGGUUAAAUCAGGCAAAUCUCGUGUUUCGUCUGCCUCAUCACGCAGGUCCAAUUGUAACGGAGCAGCUGAUGCAGACGAGGAGGUUGCGGAAGAAAGUGCACCAAGCACAAAAUCUUCUAAACACUCUCAUGGUCAAACUCUCUCACCCAGGAGGUCCCCACAGACCCAGUCACCCAAAGCUCCAGCUACACCCCCCAGCAGUCCUCAAUCAACUGGCCAACAGUUGUUGCCUGGUCCUGCUGUUGGAGAGACGAGAGGACCCAGUGCCUUGUCAGUUCACUCCAUCAAGUCAUCCAAGUCUGGCAAAUCCAAGUGUAGCUGUGGAGCCACUUCAGCAAAGAAAGAAAAGGAAGAAGAGGAGAAAAGGGAAGAUAACGAGGAACCUUCUGAGCGGGCUGCCAGCAUCCUCUCAUCCUCAACCAAAAGACAGAGGAGAGAAUCGGGAGGCACCGAGCAACCACUCAGUCGAAACUCCUCAGGGUCAGUCUCCCUCGGGCUGCCGGAAGACCACGAAACAGCUGACUCAGACAGCGGCAAGUCCAGUGCUUCUUUUCACGUGAACACUGAGAUGAAGUCCCAAGUAAAGACUCCCGAUGUCCCCAAUAGGAACUUGGAGGGAGGGGGCUCUGCCAUGUCUAAAAAGUCCAACAAUAAUGGCAGUAAGUCUCACAAUCUUCCGGCAGUCGAUAUCCCGACUAUUGAAACACCAGGAGAAGAAGGUGGGGAGCAAAAAACAGCCAGAGCAGCCAGUGCAGUUUCAUCAAAAAGCAACAGGUCUCACAAGUCUUGUCGCAACUGUGGCGUCAAAGCAGCGGCUCAAACGCUUGACGUUAAUCCUAAAGAGCAACAUGCCAGCAGCAGCAGCACCAAAGCAGGAGCUGACCUCGAAACAGGAAGUGUGAAGUCCGAUUCAACAACAAAAGCUAGCCACAAGACCUCAUCGGCAGGCGCUGAAGUUCGCAGCAAAUCAAGAGCUAGCAUUAAAAAUGCUAAUGCAGCCAAAACGACUGCUGGAGAUUCGGGAAAUAAUGACUCUGAAAAGCAGGCGGUCAGCAGACCAGCUAGCGAGGCCAGAGAGAAAGACGACGGUGCCCCCUGUCUGCGAGCCAGCUCCAGACCAUGCAGCAAAGUGGAGACAUGCAGCGACAGCAUCCUGUCUCACUCUCUGUCUGCUGCCGACCUGCUGAAGGAAGUCUUAGCUGCGGCGCGUCCACACAGCCGACAUUCCAACGCCAGCAAAAAAAGCGACAAGCCCAGGAGCGAGAAAAGUCGCAGAAGCAGGCACCAGCUGGAUCAGGAGGAGCCAAGACUGACGCCUGCCUGUCUGCCCAACGCUUCGCCCAACGAGGUCGUCAGCGACUGGCUGCGGAGCAUUCCCGCCGACAGCAGCAUGCUAGAACCGAGCGAUGAGCUGCACGUGGAAGAGGGGGAGACGGCGGUGGAGGAGAAAUCUGGAGAAGAGGCAGCAAAGGAGGAGGAGAGUCCCGGAGAUGAGAAAGUGGAGGAUGAGGUGGAGAAAGUUGAGGCUGAGGAGGAGAAAGAAGCUGAGGAGGAGAAAGAAGCUGAGGAAGCAGAAGAGGAGAAGAGUUCAGAUCCAGCUCCAGGUGAUGCCGAGGAGACGGGUCCUCGCCCCCUGUUGAGGGAUGAGACUCUGCCCAGGAACUGGCACUCUUCAGCUGCCGUGAUGAAAGUCCUGCUGAGCUCUUCUACAGGUCGAUGUCAGAGCAUGCCGGAGGUGUCUCCAGUUUACGGUCGUAGACUAAGCACAUCAGCCAGGGGCUUCUUGGACUGUCUGGCCCAGCUCCAGCUCAUCGACCCCGGCUGCAACCAGGAGAAGGACCGCAGCCAGCGCUACGAUGAAAUAAUGACCAUCCUUCAGUCCCUCUGGCUCACUGAGCCCAGGGACUUUGAUGCCAAGGAGGCAAAGGAGGUCGGAAAAGAUCAGGUGACUCCGCCGAGGUCGUCAUCCGGGGUGGACAUGAGCAGUGGCUCUGGCGGAUCAGGGAAGGAGAAUGGGAAUCAAGGUGGAGAUGAAACGGAGCAAAACAAAGCAAAUGAGGCAGGAUCGUUACAGGAGGAGGCUGGAGAGGAGGAGGAGAAAGCUGAGGCAGAACCACAGGAAGUCACGACAGACUUAGCCGAGGAACAGGUGCAGAGUGAAGAGCAAAGUACAGUUCUGGACAGCCCCAAAGCCACUGAGAACCCCUCGUCAUCGGACAAGAGCUCCGCUAACGACAGCUCCAAAUCCCCCACCGAUAACGAACGAGAGACGCCAGAGGACUCCAGCUCAGGCACGCCGCCAACUGUCCUACGAGCGCCUUUGUCAAAAAAGCCCUCCCAAGACCCUGAUCCGGUGUGGAUCCUGCACCUCCUGAAGAAGCUGGAGAAACAGUUCAUGAGCCACUACGUCGACGCCAUGGCAGAGUUCAAGGUUCGCUGGGACCUAGACGACAGCCUCAUCCUGAACACCAUGAUGUCUGAGCUGAGGGACGAGGUGAGCCGGCGCAUCCAGAGCAGCAUCGAGCGCGAGAUGAGGAAGAUUCAGAGUCGUGCCGGCAGACUGGGGAGGUCGCCCCAGCCGCCGAAGGGACGGAACCUGUCCGGGGACUCCACCACGACGGAGAAGAGGCGUCAAAUGCUGAGGGUCAUGAAAAAACAGUCACUGAAAACGGCUGACUCUCUCAGCGACGGAGAGACGACGGGAGACUUCAGCGACCAGCGGAGCGAGGACGAGUACUGCCCCUGCGAUGCCUGUGUCCGCAAGAAAAUGGCCGCCCGGCCUCUCAAGACGAACCCGCUGGCGGCCGAAGCGCCAGUGAUGAUGGAGUUCGACCUCCUGAAGAUCCUGCAGCUGAAAAAAAGCCCGGCGCCUGCAGUUGAUCCACCAGCACCUGUGGAGGAGGAAGGUGACAGCUUGUUCGAGGACAAGGAGGUGAAGAGUUUAGAGGUGUUGCAGGAGGAAGAGGAGGAGGAUGAAACCAAAGAGGAUAUCAGAGCUGCUAUUGUUUUAGAAGAGACGAUCCCAGAGGAGGAUGAGGAGGACAUGGAGGGGGAGAAAGAGGAGAGCAGCGCGGGCGACGAGGAGCAGAAUGAGGGAGAAUCAGGCGGUGAGGAGGCCGGGGAAGAGGAGACAUCUGAACAUGGAGAGGAGGAGGAGGAAGAGGAGGCACAGUGUCAAUGCCAGUGUGCUGGAGCUGAGGAGGAAGAAGAGGAUGCUGAGGAAACCAGUGACAACACGGGUGAGGAUGAGGCGGCAGGUGAUGAAGAGAGCGCAGAGGCUGAAGGGGAGACCGGAACUGGGGAAGAGGAAGAAGAGAGUGACAAGGAGACAGUGAGAGAAGUGACAGCAGGUGAAGGAGAGACGACUGAAAAUGGUGAAGGUGAGGAGGAGGAGGAGGAAGCAGGGGGGGAAGAGUGUGAGGUGUCUGAUUCUAAGCCUGAAGAAGAAGAAGAAACAACAACCGGCAAAGAAAGUGGAGAAGAAGAGCCGUCUGGGGAUACGGAGGACGACGACUCUGCGAAAAAUACCGCAAACGAAGGGUCCCCGCUGGCGGAGGAGUCCGCCGAGGGAAACGUCAGCGCUUCGGCAGAGGAUGGGGACGAAGAGGACGACGGCACCGGAGAGGGGGAGUCGAAUGAAGACACACAGGGAGGAGAGAGUGACCAGCAGGAGAGGGAGGCAUCAGGAGAGGAAACAGCCUCACCUCAGGGGGUGACCGAGGGAGAGGAGGCCGACGGUGAGGACUCCGACACCGACUGCAAACGUCCAAGUGACACCAGCGCCGAUGAAUCAGGACAUGGCGGCACUGAAAACGAGGAGGAGAAAGAGAGCGGAGUCGAGGAGGAGGAGGCCGCGGAGGACACUGUCGAGGAGAAGGAAGAGGUGAAGAAGAACAAAAAGGAGGAUUGCGCUCUGCUCCAUCAGUUCACCAGGACCUCCGUGGAGUCUCAGCCUGGCUCCUUGGAGGACAUCGGCACAGAAUCACCCCAUCACCCCGUGGACUCCAUAGAAGUGCCCAAAAUGGCUGCUGACGACGUGUCCAGCGGCGGCGGUGCCGGCCAGAGGAGGAGCCGGUCGCCAGGUAGGGUCAAACGGCGCAAACCCAAGGAGUGCGACGUGGAGCUGGAUGACAUUUAACUCUCACAGACUCCAUACUGUGCAUUCAGAGACGUCAGAGGACUCUCACAAACCCCACAUGGGUACAAUUAUGUAGGGUAAAAAAAACUGUCACCGAAAACACUUGAAGCACUUUAUCGCUCCGAAUCUGGUGUAGUUGGAGUUACGUGUAGAAUACUGAAACUUGAAAUCACCACCUUAUCCUAUUUAAUUAUAUUUGCUAUGGUUAUAUCUUUAUUUUUUUAAGUUAAUUGUGUGUAUGAAGGGGUGCAUAUUUAUCUUCUGUAUAUGUAUAAGAUGACACCCGUGGGUGUAUCAUGUGAACUCAUGUUUGUGUUCAGUGGCCCACAGGUUUAAUGAUUUAUUGAAUCACAUAGCCAUUAAUAUAUGAAGUACCUCAAAGAUAUGUUAGAACUUAGAUCAGGUCAGUUAUUAUUAUUUUGGUCUCAUGCUGUAUCCUCAGGGAUUUGGACAGCCAGUUUGCUUUUUAAAAGGUCAUCUCCUCACUAGUAGGCUACUUAGGCUCUCUACCUGCUUAAAUCUGUAGUCUUUAAAGGAGACUUCUGUUUUAAAUCUACUAACACUCUGUGAUGUAACCUGAUUACCUUAAAGGAAUAGGUUGUUAUGUCGUUAUUCUCAGUUAGGUGAGAGGAUUGAUACUAUUGUCAUGUUAAAGGUUGCGAUAUGUAAGAAUUAGCCACCUGUUGAAUUCAUACUCCAAAUAUAACUGUUAGCUCCGUUAGCUGUGCAGCUAGCUGGACUGCUAGGGGAGUCUUGGUGUUUACGCUGCUAGCACACUAACUUCAUUUGAUACCUUUUAGAUGUUUUAAACUAACAUAUUAUACCUUUUAAAUAUGAAGCUAUAAGACAGGAGACUGUCUUAGCUUAGCUUAGCUUAACUUAGCUUAGCCUAACUCUGUCCAAAAGUCACAGAACCCCUUGUUUACUGUUUGUACAUGUUGUGCAAAAAAAAAAACAAAUGGUAAAAAUCACUACUUGUGGUAUAGGCUAGGCUACACGGAGUUAUGUGCUGUGCUAGGCUAUAUUAGCCAAGCGUAGUUACUUCUUUUAAUGUUAGCAUGAGGUUGCCAUGACACAUUCAUCAAGUUAAGUAGUGAACCUUAACAGUUGCUAGAGUUUUUAACCCCUGGACAGAGCUAGGCUAGCUGUUUCCUCUUUUCUCCAUGCUUUAUACCAGCUAAGCUAAGCUAAGAUAAUUAACUCAUAUUUAGCAUAAACAACACCAUACAGCGGAGGCAUUCAGUUUAAUUAAUUAGGUUUAAAGGUGUUGGCAGAGGAAUUUGUUAGCUUUGGACCUUUGUACAAAGCCAGGCUAGCUGUUUCCCUCUGUCUUUAUGCUACGCUAAGCUAACCAUCUCUUGGCUUUAGCUUCGUAUUUAGUCUUGAGCGUAAACAAUUUUCUUAUGUAAGUCUUUGCCAGAAAGUUAUGUAACUAAAAAAAAAAA
Acanthopagrus latus (yellowfin seabream) is the source of this 9529-nucleotide messenger RNA. It is a transcript of the gene rp1l1a, whose product is annotated as rp1 like 1a. The transcript is spliced from 8 exons. Gene Ontology annotation, biological process: photoreceptor cell development; axoneme assembly; intracellular signal transduction. Gene Ontology annotation, cellular component: axoneme. Lineage: Eukaryota; Metazoa; Chordata; Actinopteri; Spariformes; Sparidae. The record is from RefSeq and is a predicted model, not a curated record. The coding region runs from base 198 to 8084 and encodes 2628 amino acids.